Messenger RNA from Prosopis cineraria, 1448 nucleotides. Its product is annotated as plasmodesmata-located protein 7-like. Gene Ontology annotation, cellular component: plasmodesma. The transcript is spliced from 3 exons. Bases 66 to 896 code for a protein of 276 amino acids. The record is from RefSeq and is a predicted model, not a curated record. Lineage: Eukaryota; Viridiplantae; Streptophyta; Magnoliopsida; Fabales; Fabaceae.
UUCCUCCUCUACUUGGAACUCUCCACUAACCUCUCCAUCCUCAUCUUUGCUCUCCCUGUGUAAACAUGGCGAGUCCCUCUCUACUCUUUCUUCUCCUCGCCACCACCAUCCCUUACACUUUGUCUAGCUCACCCCCCGUAGACUCCUUCAUCUUCGCCGGCUGCACCCAAGAGAAAUACUCGCCGGACUCCCCUUACUCCUCCAACCUCCAGGCCUUGCUCACCUCCCUCCUUAGCUCCGCCACCUACUCUUCCUACUCCAACUUUACCGUCCUCGGCUCCUCCGUCGUCUACGGCCUCUACCAAUGCCGCGGCGACCUCUCCAUGCCCGACUGCUCCUCCUGCGUCUCCCGCUCUCUCACCCGCGUCUCCGCCCUCUGCCCCUCCACAUGCGGCGCCGCCGUCCAGCUCGAGGGCUGCUUCGUCAAGUAUGAUAAUGCCACCUUCGUCGGCGUCGAGGACAAGACCGUCGUUUUCAAGAAAUGCGGACCUUCCGUGGGAAGCAGCGACAAUAUGGGGAGCACCGAAGCGGUGUUAUCUGGGUUGUCGGGUUCGGGCGGAUAUUUCAGGGUGGUCGGGUCGGGUAAAGUGAAGGGUGUGGGCCAGUGUACCGGCGAUCUCGGGUUCGAUCAGUGCCAGGACUGCCUCUCGGAGGCGAUCCGACGGCUCCGGAGCGACUGUGGAACUGCUAAUUAUGGGGACUUGUUCUUGGGCAAGUGUUAUGCGAGAUACUCUGUUGGUGGGGCCCACGCUUAUGAACCCAAGGCCCAUGGGAAAUCAAAGAAUGGAGGAGAAAAGACAUUUGUGAUUAUAAUUGGAUUAUUAGCAGGAAUAGCUGUCCUCGUUAUUUUCUUUGCUUUCUUAAAGACCACUUGUGCUGGUCGACAUGGUAAAUAAAUAAUAAAUAAUAACAAGAAAGAAAAGAAGUUUGUCAAGCUCAGUGGCGUGACACCUCCUGGACUGCUUUAUGGUGGCUUCUUUUGCUCUGCUUUUCUUUUUUUUUUUUUUUUUGCUGCCUCUAUUUCUUCAUAUCAUCGGCACUGCCUUUUUCAUUUUCCUUUUUAUUUAGUUAUUAUUUUUAUUAUUAUUUAUGUUUACACUUUUUUAUAUUUUACAAUUUAAAAUUUGAAUACGAAUUAAAGGGGGAAAAGGAAAAGAGGCUGCAAAAGCCAGCUGAUGAAAGAUUCUGUUUUUCCUUCCUCAGCUACUAUUUACUAAAGUUAUGUAGUUGUUUCAUCUCAUGCAUCGAAAAAGUUAAAAAGAAGAAGAAGAAGAAUUAUUAUAAUAAUUUUUUCUGAAGAAAAAAAAAAUAUUCCUCUCGAUGUAUCAUUAGUAUAUGCAUCCUUCAACUUUAGGGACAAAGCAUGGGUCCAUGAUGGAAUUUUCAUGUGAGAUACUCUCCUUGAUUUCUUGUAAGCUUGUGGCUUUAAUUUCCUUUUAUUUUUCUUG